AUGACCCGGCAUGAGGUCGGCGACCGCUUUCGCUCCGCAACGAGCAGCAGCGCCGACAGCGCCCACUCGGGCGUCACCGUAACACCCGUCUCCUCGUCAUCGCCCUCCGCCGCCGCUGCCGCCUCUGUGUCUGCCGCCGCCGCCGCUCGACGCGAGGCCGACGAGCGAAGCCAUCGUCGCAUGUCCACCAUACCCAGGCUCUCCAGCAAGCAGCCUGGCCCUGCUCCCUCCUCCUCCUCCAUCAUGACGCCGAUCUCGAGCUCGACGCCGCCUGCUGCUGCGUCCACCGCACCGAAUGCCACGCCCGCCGGCUCGCCUGCCGCCGCGCGAAGUGCUGCCGCGCCCAUGGCCAUCUCGACGACGCCUUCCUCUUCGUCUUCACAUGCGCCCAGCGCGUCCCGACGAAACUCCCGCCGCAUCAGCGACCUGCGCGACUACCGCCGCGACCUCGCCGUGCUCGACUCGUCCGGCAACCGCCUCCCCCAGAUCCAACACAGCCCGCCGUCGGGCCACCCAUCGUCCAUGGCCCAGGUCGCGCCCUGGAUGACGAGCGGCGGCGACGAUGACGGCAUGUCGCCUUUCGCAGGAGGCGGCGGCGGCGGCCCUCUGACGCCCCAGGACGGCCCGAUCCCGACGAGCUUCUACAACGACUCGAGCGACAACCUCUCGUCCGCCCUCGCGUCGCCCCUGUCGCCCGUCUUCCGACAACCGGCCCCCAUACGCCCCGUGCCGUCCUUCCCGCCGCACGACGCGCAGCACGACAUGGCGCCCUUUGACAACGACGACAGGCGGCCCUCGCUGGCGAGCAUCGCCACGUCGAGCAGCACGGGGUCGCGCAACAGCGGCGUCCGCCGCGGCGGCAUGCAGAAGCUGCAGGGCUUCUUCGGCGAGCAGUUUCCCGGCCGCGACGGCUCGGAGACGAGCCUGCAGUCGUCCCUCACAGGCGCAGGCACAGGCACAGGUACGGGCACGGCCACGGGGAAAGAUCGAUCGCGGUCCUACAGCCACAGCCGCCCCACGAGGGAACGCAACUACUCCAACGCGACGGACCACACGCGCGACGCCUCGCCUGCCUCGUCGCGACCGAGGACACCGGUGCCGGCGCCUGAGGUUGUUCCUUUCCUCUACCAAAACUCGGAUGACAUCGCCAGAUACGGCGAAGCGCCCGUUCGAGAAAUCCUGUCCGGCCCCGAUCGCGAACGCUACAUCAACAGCGAGGACCCGAACAGCGCACAGGGCCCACCAAAGACAUCCUCCUCCAACCGCUCCGGCCAUUCCACCACCAAGGGCACCUCGCAUCACCACCGGCACAACCGAAGCAUCGACGAUGGCCGCGCCUUGAGGCCCAUGGCCAGCAGGGAAGAUUCGCAGGCCAGCCUGCACGUGCAGAACGUGCGGGAACGAGGCGGAUCCGCCGCCACCGUCUUCUACGGCGCCAGCGCGUCGUCGCGCGCCCACAGCCCGACCCCGAGCGGCAUGAGCAACACGGGCUACUUCAACCCUAGGGCGGGAUCGACCCCCGACGGCCAGACGUCGCCGAACAACAGCAACAGCAACAACCACAGCAGCACGAAAAAGGGCAUACUCGGUCGCUUCCGGCGGCACAAGGACAAGGACAAGGAGGACGCCACGGCGCGCCUGCGCUCGACGCCGACGAACGACUCGUCGCGCUCUCUCGCCUCCAAGGCCUCGCGUGCCGACGUCGCGCGGGGCGCCGGCGAGCAGCAGGCUGCGGCUACCUUCCCGCCCAACUGGCCACCCGCGACCGACCAGUUCGGCGCACCCCAAGAUGGCCGGCCGCCGCAGCCGCGCGCGGCGACCUUCAACAACAAGUUCCCCUUUGCCAAAAAGGGUCGUGUCAUGCGCGGCGUCGAGGAAGACAUGAUCGGGCCCACCGAUCGCCGAGAGGGCGGCCGCGCUGGCACCGUCUUCCAUCUCGACACGAACCUGAACGACAUGGAAGGCAUUCUGACGAAACCUCCCCCCCUGACCCCCAUGGACCACACCUUUAUCACCAACAUAGUCGAUCCCGAACGCGUCGAGAACCCGGCCACCGGCACCGCCUCGGCGCACGACCUCGUCAAACCGCCCACGUCCGACGCCGCCGCAACCGCGACCGCCCCCGUCACGAUAGCAGCCGCCAACGCCACGGCGGCGAACCCCUCGACCGCGCCCAACGCCAACGGCUCGUGGAACGCGCCCGACAGCUGGGCUGUCCGUCGCAACACGGAGGACAACACGGACCAGCAGCCCGACGUCGACGACAUCGGCAGCCCGCCGCGCGCCGACGAGAAGAUGGCGCCCUACUGCAUUCGCAUCUUCAAGACGGACAAUACCUUUUCGACCCUGUCCAUGCCCCUGGACGCCGCCGUCGCCGACGUCAUAUCGCAGAUUAUCAAAAAGUCGUAUGCGCAGGAGGGCCCGGACAACUUCCAGAUCACGCUGAACAAACACGGCCUGGUCCGUGUCCUCGCGCCCGCCGAACGGCCCAUCCUCAUGCAGAAGCGUUUGCUGCAGCAGGUCGGUUACGAAGACAAAGACCGCAUAGAAGACGUCGGACGGGAGGACAACAGCUACCUCUGCCGCUUCAUGUUCCUCUCCCAGAAGGACAGCGACUUCCACUCGCUGUCCAACGAUCUGGGCUUGGGACGCAUGGCGAAAUACAACCACGUCGACCUGUCGGCGCGGAACCUCGUGACCAUUCCCAUCAACCUCUACUCCAAGGCCGCCGAGAUCAUCUCCCUCAACCUCUCGCGCAACCUCUCUCUCGACCUCCCGCGCGACUUUAUCCAGUCGUGCCAGAACCUCCGCGACAUCAAGUUCAACAACAACGAGGCGCGGAAGCUGCCGCCGAGCCUGGGCAAGGCGAGCAAGCUCACCUAUCUCGACGUGUCGAACAACCGCCUCGAGCACCUCGACCAUGCCGAGCUUCACAACCUCACGGGCAUCCUCAAGUUCAACCUCGCCAACAACCGCCUCAAGUACCUGCCGUCGUACUUUGGCGCCUACCAGUCGCUCCGCAACCUCAACAUCUCCUCCAACUUUCUCGACACCUUUCCCCAGUUCUUGUGCACGCUCGACAGCCUGGUCGAGCUCGAUCUCAGCUUCAACUCGAUCGGCAGCCUGCCCGACGACAUCGCCAACAUGCGCAGUCUCGAGAAGUUCGUCAUCACCAACAACAGACUGAACAACGCGCUGCCGCCGACCUUCAGCCGCCUGUUCAUGCUGCGCGAGCUCGACAUCAAGUACAACGCCAUCACGAGCAUUGCCGUCAUUGCCGACCUGCCGCGUCUCGAGAUCCUCUCGGCCGACCACAACUCCAUCUCCAAGUUUACGGGCACGUUUGAGCGGAUUCGGAGUCUGAAACUCAACUCGAACCCCAUCGCCACCUUUGAGAUUGUCGCGCCCGCGCUGACCCUCAAGAUGCUCAACCUGUCCAACUGCCAGCUCGCGAGCAUCGACGAGUCCUUCCACCACAUGCUCAACCUCGAACGCCUCGUCCUCGACAGGAACUACUUUGUCUCCCUGCCGGCGCACAUUGGAAACCUGAGCAAGCUGGAGAUCUUCAGCAUCGCCAACAACUCGGUCGGCGAGCUGCCGGCGACCAUCGGGUGCCUGACCGAGCUGCGCAUGCUCGACGUCCGCGGCAACAACAUGAAGAAGCUGCCGAUGGAGCUGUGGUGGGCCAACAAGCUCGAGACGCUGAAUGCCUCGUCCAACGUCCUGGACAACUUUCCCAAGCCGGCGUCGCGCCAGCCGCGCCUCGGCGGCGAGGAGCAGCCGCAGGGCGCCCUCAACGGCAAGGGCGCGGCGGCGCCGGGCAUGCUCGCCCAGGCGUCGGGGUCCGACGACUCGGACUCGUCGAGGCGGCCCAGCGGCGGCGCGUCCUCGACGACGCUGCUCAGCGUCGGCCCCUCGCCCGUGCCGCCCGGCCCGGACCGCAAGAGCUCCGUCGUGUCCAUCUACGGCAAGGGCGGCAGGAAGACGUCGGUCAUGUCCCGAUCGACCUCGCAGGGCACCGUCCCGCCGCCGCCGCCCGUCGUCGGCACGAGGAAAGACUCGGGGCUCUCGGCCCGGCUCCAGAGCACGUUCGCGGGCUCCCUGCGCAACCUGUAUCUGGCCGACAACCAGCUCGACGACGAGGCGUUUGACCAGAUCACCAUGCUCAACGAGCUGCGCGUGCUCAACCUCUCCUACAACGACAUUGGCGACAUGCCGCAGCGGUCCAUUAAGGCGUGGCCGCAGCUCGUCGAGCUGUACCUGUCCGGCAACGAGCUGACGACGCUGCCGGCGGACGACCUCGAGGACAGCAGCCUCCUGCAGGUGCUGCACAUCAACGGCAACAAGUUCACCAAUCUGCCGGCCGACAUAUCGCGGGCUAAGAAACUCACGGUGCUGGACUGCGGCAACAACUCGCUCAAGUACAACAUUGCCAACGUGCCCUACGACUGGAACUGGAACCUGAACCCCAAGCUGCGGUACCUCAACCUGUCGGGCAACAAGCGCCUCGAGAUCAAGCAGACGGUCGUCGGGCCGGGCGCCGCCAGCCGCGAGCAGCUCGCAGAUUUCAAUAGGCUGCAGAACCUGCGCGUGCUCGGUCUGAUGGACGUCACGCUGACGCAGCCCACGAUUCCCGACCAGAGCGACGACCGCCGUGUGCGCACGUCCGGCUCCCUCGCCGGCCACCUGCCGUACGGCAUGGCCGACACGCUCGGCAAGAACGAGCACCUGUCGACCGUCGAUCUCGUCGUGCCGCGCUUCAACUCGUCCGACACGGAGACGCUGCUCGGUCUGUUCGACGGGCAAGCGCUGACCACGGGCGGGUCCAAGAUUGCCAAGUACCUUCACGAGAACUUUGGCCACAUCUUUGCGCACGAGCUCAAGCAGCUCAAGCCGCGCCUGCAGGAGACGCCCGCCGACGCGCUCCGGCGGGCCUUCCUCUCGCUGAACAAGGACCUCGUCACCGUGGCGACCCAGCACAGCGAGGACAGGCCCGUCACCACCGGACCGGGGCCUAAGGUGGCCGCGCAGCCCGUGGUGCUGAGCAAGGAGGAUCUCAACUCGGGCGGCGUCGCGACGGUCGUGUACCUGCAGGGCACCGAACUGUUCGUCGCCAACGUCGGCGACGCGCAGGCCAUGCUCAUCCAGACCGACGGCUCGCACAAGAUCCUGACGCGCAAGCACGACCCCGCCGAGCCGACGGAACGCCAGCGCAUCCGGGAGGCGGGCGGCUGGGUGUCGCGCAACGGCAAGCUCAACGACCUGCUCGAGGUCUCGCGCGCCUUCGGCUACGUCGGCCUCAUGCCCUCGGUGCAGGCCGCCCCCUACGUCAGCAACGUGACGAUCCGCGAGUCGGACGACAUCAUCCUCCUCGCGACGCGCGAGCUCUGGGAGUACAUGUCGCCGGGCCUCAUCGUCGAUGUCGUCCGGUCCGAGCGCGGCGACCUCAUGCGGGCGUCGCAGAAGCUCCGCGACCUGGCCACCGCCUACGGCUCGGCCAGCAAGAUCAUGAUCAUGCUGCUCAGCGUCUCGGACCUCAAGAGGCGGAUGGAGCGCUCGAGGCUGCACCGCGGCCAGAGCAUGUCGCUGUACCCGUCCGGCGUGCCCGAAGACCUGCAGAGCCUGCCGCGCCGCGGCAAGAAGACCAAGGCCGGCGACGUGCUCGACUCGACGCUCCAGCGACUCGAGGCCGAGAUCCCCGCGCCCACGGGCCAGAUCUCCAUCGUCUUCACCGACAUCAAGAACUCGACGACGCUCUGGGAGAUGUAUCCCUCGGCCAUGCGGUCGGCGAUCAAGCUGCACAACGAGGUCAUGCGGCGCCAGCUGCGGCGCAUCGGCGGCUACGAGGUCAAGACGGAAGGCGACGCGUUCAUGGUGUCCUUCCCCACGGCGACGUCGGCGCUGCUGUGGUGCUUCGCCGUGCAGAUCUCGCUGCUCGAGGUCAACUGGCCGCCCGAGGUGCUCAACUCGGUGUCCUGCCAGCCGCUCUUCGACAAGGACAACGCGCUCAUCUUCAAGGGCCUGUCGGUGCGCAUGGGCAUACACUUUGGCGAGGCGGUCAACGAGAUGGAUCCGGUGACUAGGCGCAUGGACUACUUCGGCCCCAUGGUCAACAAGGCGUCGCGCAUCUCGGCCGUGGCCGACGGCGGCCAGAUCACCGUGUCGUCCGACUUCAUCUCGGAGGUGCAGCGGUGCCUGGAGACGUCGCAGGACACGGACCGCAACGGGUCGACGGGGUCGGACGACGCCUUUGACGACGACCAGAGCCUCGCGGCGGCGAUCCGGCGCGACCUGCGGUCCCUGAGCUCGCAGGGCUUCGAAGUCAAGGAGAUGGGCGAGCGCAAGCUCAAGGGCCUCGAGAACCCCGAGGUCGUCUACUCGCUGUACCCGCACGCGCUCAUCGGCCGCGCCGAGCAGCACCAGCAGCACGACCGCGGCAUCGAGGUCGAGAAGCCGGCGACCAUGCAGCCCGGCAGCGAGCUCGCCUUUGAUCCGGACCUCAUCUGGGGCCUCUGGCGCGUCAGCCUGCGGCUCGAGAUGCUGUGCAGCACGCUGGAGAACGAGAGCGGCCGCGCGUUGCAGGCGCCCGAGACGGAGCUGCUCGAGCGCAUGAAGCAGCGCGGCGGCGAGGUGACGGAGCGGUUCCUGCUCAACUUUAUGGAGCACCAAGUGAGCAGGGUCGAGACGUGCACCACGACGCUGGCGCUCCGGCACAUGGCCAACGGCAGGGCGCCCAUCGGGCAGCUCAACGAGCUGCGCGCGCCCAUCACCGACGUGCUCGCCCAGGUCGCCGCGCAGAUGGCCGAGCUGCAGCGCUACAAGGCGCGGUUCGGCGAGCUCCAGAGCCUCUCGGACGAGGAGGGCAGCGACACGGAGCAGGAGUAA
Messenger RNA from Verticillium nonalfalfae, 6885 nucleotides. RefSeq names its product cysteinyl-tRNA synthetase (gene CYR1). Gene Ontology annotation, molecular function: magnesium ion binding; adenylate cyclase activity; protein binding. Bases 1 to 6885 code for a protein of 2294 amino acids. The record is from RefSeq and is a predicted model, not a curated record. Gene Ontology annotation, biological process: intracellular signal transduction; cAMP biosynthetic process. The transcript is spliced from 4 exons. NCBI's taxonomy places the organism in Eukaryota, Fungi, Ascomycota, Sordariomycetes, Glomerellales, Plectosphaerellaceae.